Ostreobium quekettii is the source of this 1149-nucleotide messenger RNA. Lineage: Eukaryota; Viridiplantae; Chlorophyta; Ulvophyceae; Bryopsidales; Ostreobiaceae. The record is from the annotation of a GenBank genome assembly.
AUGGACGUUUUAAAUUGCGACAACAUCGCGGGGGUUGUGGUGAUGAGCGCGGACGUGUCCAUCGAGUGUGUGUCCACAGAGUACAAGGCCCUCAGGGUCUUCUCGGUUGUGGGUCUCCUCAUCUACACAUUUGCCUACAUGGCAUUCGUGGUCCUUAUGAUGUUCAGCCUCUUUCGAAGGCAGGCGUUCUCCGAUCCCUCCAACAUACGCCGCUUUGGCUUCCUGUACACCAAAGUUGAGCUGGACUACCUGUGGAUGGAGGUGAUAAGCCUCGCCGUUCGCAUCACCUUCGUGGCGGUGUCCGUGUUCAUCGGCGACACCCUGUCGGCCGCCGCCUCCCUCGCCGUGGUCACCAUGCUGUGGCUCCUGCUCCACGUCUACUCGGCCCCCUACAUUCAGUCAGAGCUGGACGUCCUGCAGAGCUUCCUGGUCGUCUCCCUGCUGGCGCUGGCCUUCGGGGGCCUCAUGUUUUUCAACCCUAAACUGGGGGCCGGGAAGCGGCGCGUCCUGGAGAAAGGCAUCCUUGCCGUUCUUGCCUUGAUGUGGGUGUCCUUCUGCGCCCUAUUCGUAAAGGAGAUCGUCGGGAAGGUGCAAAUACUGGAGCCCCGCACCGGGCCCUGGCUCCGCGGCGCCGGGGUGCCCAUCAGCACCGAGCUGUACGACACAUUCAAGGCGGGAUUCAUCUACAGGGCGCUGAAGAACGCUGACGCCGAGCUGCUUAUGGACUGGGAGGAGCUGUCUCAGAUGCUGGCGGACUGGAUGAGCAACGACUCGUUCACGUCGUACCUCUCGCUGGAAGUUGUGGCAAGGUUCUGGAGGAAGCUCGUGGGGGGGUUUCCUGAGAUCGUGGAUUUCCUAGCCAUCGCCGACGAGGAGUCCCUGACACACUUCAGGGAAUUCAUUGAAGUACUGUACAAGGACUUCUACGUCAAGAAGCACGUCCAGUCGCGCAGUCUGCACGGCCACCUGAACUGGAAGGACAGGGGGCCCAUGGCUCUGUGGCUGGCGAUGGCGCCCAUCCAGGACCGCGCGUUCUUUGCUGGGUUCAUGACGGAGGCCUUCAAGCGCGUGCACGGCGCCCAGGCGGAAGCAUCGCUGAAGGCAAGGAUGCGUUCUCAGCUGUCGAAAAUUCUCGACUGCUGCAUGUGA